UAGAACACGUCACUUUUGAUUUUCCCAAUUCUUAAGCACAUAUUCACUGAACAUGGACUGUGGAAUAAUAAUAUUCUCUCUUUUUCUGGUGGCUGCUUCAGGACAACGGCUGCAACAGGACCAGAUUUUAAAGACUAGGAAAGAGAAACAGACUGUCUCCUUCAGCUGCAAAGUUACUGGUUCGUGUUGGGGUAACACAGUCCACUGGUACCAGAAGGGAGAGGGUGAACCCUUCUCUCGGAUUUUAUACAAUGUUAUUAAUUCCAAUUCUUUCACCCGUGAUAACACUCAUUCUCAGACAGCAGAUUUCUCUGCCGUGGGUAAGUCUGACUCCAGUGAGCUGAAGAUCCAGUCAGUUAAAGUGUCCCAUUCUGCCACCUACUACUGUGCCUGCUGGGACUCGUCAACCCACAGCUACCCUCACAGUGCAGACUACUUUUUGAGAAGGGAAUUUUCACUGUGUAGGCUCGAAUUUGGCUCUGGCACGACACUUUAUGUGACAGACGGCAAUACUCGAAAACCCAAAGUGACGGUGUACCCAGCGUCCAGCUCUGAGUCGAAUGGGAAGACCACCCUGCUAUGUCUGGCUAGAGACAUGUUUCCAGACUUGGUCAAGAUCUCAUGGAAGAUGGAGGAUGGAAUAACGGAGGUGCCCAAAGCAGAGAGGGAACAGCUGGAAAAGAGGGAGGAAGGACAGACGACCAGUAUGAUCAUCAUUGAUAAAGAGAAUACGUACAGGAACAAAUACAUCUGUUCUGUGGAGCAUGAAUUGGGCGCUCAACAUUUUGACAUCCCAAAAGAAGAUACUCCAACCACCAUGUCUUCACCAACCUGCCCGUUCAGAAAUGACAUGCAGGAGUAUGUCGAAGAUUCCUUCCAGUCAACGUUUAGUCUGAACCUGGCCUCUGUGGUUUACACAGUGAUGAUAGUGAAGAGCAUGGUGUACUGCUGUGGGCUCUCUCUCCUGCUGCACAACAGGAACCUGGGAAGAGGACCCAGCACCUGAAGACCUCUAUGAGGAAAAUCAUUUAUGCGCUUUUUUACAUUGAUACAAUGUUGUUGUUUUUUACAUUGAUACAGCUUGCAUGACAUUUUCCUUGCCUAACACAGCCUGCUCAAAUUAACCAAGUUGCUCAAAAUAACCAUAUUAUUUCAGAUGCGGAUGGAUUUAAUAAUCGCUGCCUUUGUGAACAAAAAGUUGCAACAACAAUGGUUCUGUAAAUGAUUGUAAAAAACAUUUUUACAGUUCCGUGCUGUUUUCUAUGAAUAAAGGUUACUUAAAACCCCCAAAACAUUGCAUCUCUUUACUAUAAGAUAAUCUUUUCAUAUUUGGGGAAAUGUUAUUUAAUUGAAUCUCAUCAGAAGCGGAAAAAUAAGAUCAUAAAUUCACCAAUUAUCUGUUUUCAACUUGUUUGCGUCAGUGUGCAUGUUCCCGGCGCAGAUGUUGAGCCUAGACUUAAUAGUGGUGAGAUAAUAUGGUUCAUGUUUCUUUGGUUUUCUAAGUACAUGUGAAACGGUAGUUACUGGAAACAAGAUAUAGCUAACUGCAUAACCACAGCUCGAGUGUGUGAUGAGUUGGUUAUCCAAAGCUGCUGGAUGAUUCAUUUUGCCUUGAUCUGUUUUUACCUCUAGUUGUGGGUUCGGCUCCUGCCAUCAAAUUGAAGAAUAUGACAGCGAUGGCAGACGAGUCCGUAAUGGUAGUUUAUGGUUCUUGCAUUUGUAGAAUUAGAGAUCUAUGGCAAACGAACGUUUUAUACUUUUGUUUAUGUGUACGUUUUACCUUGAAACAAUCAAAUUAAAUUAAAUCAAG
Salvelinus sp. IW2-2015 is the source of this 1810-nucleotide messenger RNA. RefSeq names its product immunoglobulin lambda-1 light chain. The record is from RefSeq and is a predicted model, not a curated record. Lineage: Eukaryota; Metazoa; Chordata; Actinopteri; Salmoniformes; Salmonidae.